AGAAGUCAGGUUAGUAUAAUUUUAUUUGCGAAGUGAUACACUACGUUGAAGCUAAACCGUUGCAAAUAUUGUGAAGGUUAUUGUUAUAAAUAAUAUAUUGUUGAAUACUAGAGACCAGAAAAAUGUCUGAAAGUCAUUUCGACGAAUACGAACACUACAAUUUCGAAUAUGACAAACAUUUAUACAGUGGUAAUAGCGGUAAACAAAGGUCCAAGAGAGAAGUCAGCGAACAUACCAAUCAUUUCGAUCCCUCAGGCCAUUCUAGAAAAAUCGCUAUCAAACUUAUGAACGCUGAAUCGAAUAAGAAGAAACAAACUGCGUGAUGAAAGUGAGAAAAUGGCUUAACGGAUGAACUUUAUGAUGAAGGGGAAAGCGAUUUCGAAUCAAUAUUGUACUGGUUUUUUAUGAUAAAAAAUAAUUACUAAUGGAAAUAAAUAUUGUAUUACUUA
Molecule: messenger RNA, 449 nt
Organism: Diorhabda carinulata
Lineage: Eukaryota; Metazoa; Arthropoda; Insecta; Coleoptera; Chrysomelidae
Exons: 1
Coding region: 123-323 (66 amino acids)
Biological process (GO): negative regulation of cell cycle; negative regulation of cell population proliferation; regulation of transcription by RNA polymerase II
Cellular component (GO): nucleus
Source: RefSeq, a predicted model, not a curated record